This is a messenger RNA of Carlito syrichta (Philippine tarsier), 1706 nucleotides long. It is a transcript of the gene DGAT2L6, whose product is annotated as diacylglycerol O-acyltransferase 2 like 6. Gene Ontology annotation, biological process: lipid metabolic process. Bases 90 to 1109 code for a protein of 339 amino acids. Lineage: Eukaryota; Metazoa; Chordata; Mammalia; Primates; Tarsiidae. The record is from RefSeq and is a predicted model, not a curated record. The transcript is spliced from 7 exons. Gene Ontology annotation, cellular component: endoplasmic reticulum membrane.
UAAAAGAUUAUAGCAAAGUAUCUAUAAUCAACUCAGCUUAAGAAAUUUUGACCUUCUGCUUAGGCUUCUUGCCAUAACAGAACAGUACCAUGACUAUGACCUUCUUCUCCCGGCUGGAUCUUCAAGAGGGCCUCCAAACCCUCUCUGUUUUGCAGUGGCUCCCAGUCUACGUAUUUUUAGGAGCUAUCCCCAUUAUCCUUAUACCCUACUUUCUGGUGUUCACUAAGUUCUGGUCCUUGGCUGUGCUCUCCUUAGCCUGGCUCGCCUAUGAUUGGAAAACUCACAGUCAAGGUGGUAGGCGUUCAGCCUGGGUACGAAACUGGACCCUCUGGAAGUAUUUCCGAAAUUACUUCCCAAUAAAGCUGGUGAAGACUCAUGACCUUUCUCCCAAACACAACUACAUCAUUGCCAACCACCCCCAUGGCAUUGUUUCUUAUGGUGUCUUCAUCAACUUUGCCACUGAGGCCACUGGCUUUGCUCGGAUUUUUCCAUCCAUCACUCCCUCUGUAGGGACCUUGGAAGGCAUCUUCUGGAUCCCAAUUGUAAGAGAAUAUGUGAUGUCAAUGGGUGUGUGUCCAGUGAGUAAGUUGGCCUUGAAGUACUUGCUGACCCAGAAAAACUCAGGCAAUGCUGUGGUUAUUGUGGUGGGCGGAGCUACUGAAGCCCUCAUGUGCCGGCCAGGAGCCUCCACCAUCUUCCUCAAACAGCGUAAAGGUUUUGUGAAGUUGGCACUGGAGACAGGGGCAUACCUUGUCCCUUCCUAUUCCUUUGGUGAAAAUGAAGUUCACAAUCAGGAGACCUUCCCUGAGGGCACAUGGUUAAGGUUCUUCCAAAAAACCUUCCAGGCCAUAUUCAAAAAAAUCCUGGGACUAAAUUUCUGUACCUUCCAUGGCCGUGGCCUCACUCGUGGAUCCUGGGGUUUUCUGCCUUUCAAUCGACCCAUUACCACUGUUGUUGGGGAACCCUUGCCAAUUCCCAGGAUUAAGAAGCCAAACAAGAAGACAGUGGACAAGUAUCACGCACUUUACAUCAGUGCCCUGCACAAGCUGUUUAACCAACACAAAGUUGAAUAUGGCCUCCCUGAGACCCAAGAGCUGACAAUUAUAUAACAGGAGCCAGGAGCUGGAUGCCCCAUUAAUAAAUACUCAAAGCCAUGAGGGAUCUAAAUAGAGCCACGGGGAAGGAAGAAUUUGGAAAGAGGGUAUAAUCUCAAGGAUGAGAGGGGAGGCCAACCAAACCAGAGGGUAUUUAAUGAAUCAGGGUUCCAGCAAUGGAGUUCCCUCCCAAGUGGCUGAGGUAGGUUUGGGGGAAGGAGUCAGAGGAGCAGGAGAGGACUGAGGAAGGUUCUAUCACCCCUGGUUAUUCUAGGGCAACAAUCCAGUUUGGCAGUCUUGUGAGUCAUCCCAGCCAACUCUCUAAUCACAGUAAUGAAAAGCCAAAAAACACUUUGCCCCUUCCUCCUGAACCUUUGUGACACCAUCACUAUUUAGGUUUAGGCUUAGAAACUUUGUUUGGAACAGGGAUAGUAUGUUUUCUUCCAGGCCCUCUCCUUAUAAUUUGGGAACUGCCACAAGAUAAACCAUGAACCUGAACUGUGUCUUCCUGAUCCAAGCAGACAUGAUUUCUUCAAUUGUGACAGAGUUCUAGACUAGCAAUGGAGUUAUGUUGUUUCUUCUAUGAAAAUAAAGCUUUAAAUAUAUAAAACA